Molecule: messenger RNA, 369 nt
Organism: Onthophagus taurus
Lineage: Eukaryota; Metazoa; Arthropoda; Insecta; Coleoptera; Scarabaeidae
Source: RefSeq, a predicted model, not a curated record
AUGGGAUUUCCAUUAUCGCCAGUUGUAGCGAAUUUCUACAUGGAAUUAUUCGAAGAAGACGCUUUAAAGAAGAGCCAGUGGAAACGAAAACCAUGGCUCCGAUAUGUGGAGGACACGUUUGUGAUAUGGCAACAUGGUCAAAAACGGCUCCAAGAGUUUUUGGAUCACUUGAUCUCUCAACAUCCCAUGAUUAAGUUUAUUAUGGAAACAGAAACUGUCGAAAAACUACCUUUCCUAGAUGUGUUGGUGACCAGGACGACAAAUGGAGAUAUGGAACUUGGUGUAAUCGGAAGAAGAUCCAUACCAACAGGUAUUUGCUGGCAUCAUCACAUCAGCGAGCAGCGAGAAUAUGUGAAGGAGACAAUUUGA